UGUGGUGCUGCCGACAGCGGGUGGCAGGCGGUGGGGCUGGGCUGCUCUGAAGGGCUUUUUGUUUGCCGUCAGUUGCUGUUAUAAAUCAAGCCAGGCAGCCCAGCCCCAGCCCAGCACUGCCCCACGGCAGGGAGGUGACCAGUUCCCAGCUGCCUACAACAGAGCCCCACCAAGCCCUGGCCUGUGCCUGGCAUUGUCCUGGCCCAGUGGGGAUGUUCAGAUGACAUUGGGCAACGUGCCACACUGGUUUGCUUGCCCUUCUUCCACUCAGCAUUGGGGAACCCUGGGAUACAGGGAAUCUUUCCAUGUUCAUCCCAGACUGUGGCUCCCACAGGCUCCCCAGAGUCCCAGCUCUCCCUGGUGUUCCCAAUACUGGGAACGUCCCCUUCUCUCUGGUUUUAAUUUGGUUUUGGUUCGAAUUGAGCUGAACCCAACAUUUUUCUGUGCUUCCGGCACGCUGUGAACUCUGCAGGGGCGGCCGCUGCUCCGUGAAAUUGAUGUUCUCGUCCGCUUCACGCGUCAGCAGGAAUGAACAGCUGCUGGGGGCUGCUGGCCCCCAGGACUGCUCUGUGCACCUCUGCACCCCAGGGGGACACCAGUACUCCAGAUGGGGAGCAGCACGGGGUGGAUGGUGCUGUGGGAGAUUGUAGCACCAACCAGACCUCACAGUGAAACCGUGUCAUGCUGGAUGGUUUGGCACAGUGGAGCAGCAUAGACAAGGCUGUGCCCAGGACUCACAGUGUGGCCCUACUAAAUGAGGGGUGACAGUGACAGUGUACCCCACUCACAGGGCCAUGCCAGGCAUGGGCAAGGCUGUGUGUGGGGCUCAGCACAACCCUGGAAGAUCUUGCUGGGAAGCAGGUGGCAAAGCAGAUGGCAAUACAGGAAAGGAGAGCAACUCUAGGGCCAGACCCUGGCCAUGUACUGGGGGACACUGACCCCUCUUGAUGGCAGCAAGAUGCUCAGGAGACAUUGUUCCUGGGGAUCAUGCCAGCUCAGAGUGUCUGAGGCCAGGCUUCCCCCAGUGCCCAGCGGUCUUGCAUGGGCCAACGAGCAGCAAGGCUUGGGCAUGGUGGGGUCUGCCUGCCCCAGCACAGGCAACAGCAUAGGGAAGGUGAGGGCGAAGUGUUUAUGGGCUGGAUUAGGCCACUCCAACGCUGGCUCGCACCUUAGCCACGUUUUAUGAUGCUCCGUUAUGGGCUCCUAAUGAGGGUCACAGCCACUUUAUGGCACUGACAGCGAUAACGCUACAACUAAUUAUGGCACAAUUAGCCAAUUAGCUAGUGUGGGCUGCUGGGCACCCAGCAACGCUCAGCGCCCAGCCUGGGCCACGACAGCUGCUUGGGGCUGGAGUGCUCCCACUCCCAGCAAUCGGGAGGAAACAGGGGUGGCCUUAGCCCCUGUCCCAUCUGCUGCUCCCCACGCGUGGGGUCUGCCUGGAGAACAGCACAGGGGAGCAGCCGCGGGUGUUUUGCAGCCCCCUGCGUUCCCCACCCGCGAGGGGAGGCUGUACCGGCGGAGCCGGGACAGAGGGGGCCGGAGGCCGCCUCUCGCUGCUGGGGGGGAAAGGCCGGUGCUACCCCCGCACUUCCCCCGUCCAGCUCGGCGGCAGGUCGGUUUGCAGAGAUGCCGGAGAAGCGGGGCCGGUCCCCGUUCCCCCCUCCCGCCUCCCCAGCGCUCCGGGCGGGGCCGCUGUAACCCGAGCGCGUCCCUACAAAGUGUCCGCGCCCCCGAGGCGGCGGCAGAGCGGGGUAGGAGCCAGCCCUGAGGAGCCCCAGCCCUGCCCGCAGCCGGAGCCGUCCCGAGCCCGGAGCCAGAGCCGUCCCCGGCCCUGCCGCCAUGGGGCCACGGUCUGGGGCUCGGCGGCGCUGAGCCCGCUGUCCCCGGACUUUGCCCCGGCCCGCGCAGCGCAGGCGGCUCCGCCGCGGGAGCCCGUCACCGCCGGGUGGGACCCCCGCGCUGGGGGGGCCUGGAAGAUGCGGCCCCUCUUGCAGGUCGUGGCGGGGCUGCUGCUGGCCGUAGCUGCACGGGGCAGGGCGAUGGAGCCAGAGCUAUUUGAGAGCCCCUUGCUGGAGUCAGAAGACGAACAUCUCCUACUGGACCCAGGCAACACAUUGAAGCUGUACUGUGAUGCCAACCAGAGUGGUGCCAGUGUGGUCUGGUACAGGGAGUCCCGGCCACUGGUCUCGGGGGGUCGCAUCCAUCUCCGUCAGAGCCUGCUGGAGAUCUCAGAGGUCACCUAUGAGGACUCAGGGCUCUACGUGUGCCGGGCACAGAGAACUGGAGAGGUCCUGCGCAACUUCACCAUCUCUGUCGUGGACUCCGUGGCGUCAGGUGAUGAUGAUGAAGAUAGUGAUGGGGACAGUCCCCACGGAGACCGAAAUGAGGAGUUGGUCUAUGUGCACAGAGCUCCUUAUUGGACUCACCCCCACCGGAUGGACAAGAAGCUGUAUGCAGUGCCUGCGGGGAACACGGUGAAGUUCCGCUGCCCGGCCUCAGGCAGCCCCAGCCCCAGCAUUCGUUGGUUCAAGAAUGGGCGUGAGUUCCGAGGGGAGCACCGCAUCGGGGGCAUCCGGCUCCGGCACCAGCACUGGAGCCUGGUGAUGGAGAGUGUGGUGCCCUCUGAUCGCGGCAACUACACUUGCCUGGUGGAAAACAGGUUUGGCAGCAUCCACUACAGCUACCUCCUGGAUGUGCUGGAGAGGUCCCCGCAUAGGCCCAUCUUGCAGGCUGGGCUGCCCGCCAACACCACAGCCCUGGUGGGCAGCGAUGUGGAGUUCUUCUGCAAGGUCUACAGCGAUGCCCAGCCACACAUCCAGUGGCUGAAGCACAUUGAAGUGAAUGGCAGCAACUACGGCCCCGACGGGGUCCCCUAUGUGCAAGUGCUCAAGACUGCAGAUAUCAACAGCUCUGAGGUGGAGGUGCUGUACCUGCGCAAUGUGUCCAUGGAGGAUGCUGGCGAGUACACCUGCCUGGCAGGGAACUCUAUCGGCCUCUCCUACCAGUCUGCCUGGCUCACCGUCCUGCCAGAAGAGGAGCUGGUGCGGGAAGCUGAGGCCCCUGAGACCAAGUACACAGACAUUAUCAUCUACACCUCGGGCUCACUCGCCGUGGCCAUGGCCAUUAUUAUUGUGGUGCUGUGCCGGAUGCAGACUCAGUCAAGCAAGCAGCACCUGGAGCCUAUGGCAGUCCACAAGCUCUCCAAAUUCCCGCUCAUCCGACAGUUCUCCCUGGAUUCCAGCUCCUCUGGGAAGUCCAGCACAUCCCUGAUGCGGGUCACCCGUCUCUCCUCCAGCUGUGCCCCAAUGCUGGCUGGUGUCAUGGAGCUGGACCUGCCCCUUGACACCAAGUGGGAGUUCCCCCGAGACAAGCUGGUACUGGGGAAGCCCUUGGGGGAAGGCUGCUUUGGCCAGGUGGUGCGGGCAGAGGCUUAUGGCAUAGACAGAGACCAGCCAGACAGAGCCAUCACCGUGGCUGUCAAAAUGCUGAAAGACAACGCCACUGACAAGGACCUGGCUGAUCUCAUAUCCGAGAUGGAGAUGAUGAAGCUCAUGGACAAACACAAGAACAUAAUCAACCUCCUGGGGGUCUGCACACAGGAUGGGCCGCUGUACGUGAUUGUGGAGUUUGCUGCGAAGGGCAACCUGCGCGAGUACCUCCGUGCCCGCCGUCCCCCGACACCUGACUACACUUUUGAAGUCAUGACAAUGCCUGAGGAGCAGCUCUCUUUCAAGGAUCUGGUCUCCUGCGUCUACCAGGUGGCCCGUGGCAUGGAGUACCUGGAGUCCAAACGGUGCAUCCACCGUGACCUGGCUGCCCGCAAUGUGCUGGUGACAGCAGAGAGCGUGAUGAAAAUCGCUGACUUUGGCUUGGCCAGGGACGUUCACGACAUCGACUACUACAAGAAAACCAGCAACGGUCGCCUGCCAGUGAAGUGGAUGGCCCCCGAAGCCCUGUUUGACCGUGUCUACACCCACCAGAGCGAUGUGUGGUCCUUUGGGAUCCUGAUGUGGGAGAUCUUCACGCUGGGAGGCUCCCCAUACCCUGGCAUCCCUGUGGAGGAGCUGUUCAAGCUGCUCAAGGAGGGGCACCGCAUGGACCGGCCAUCCAACUGCACCCACGAGCUGUACAUGCUGAUGAGGGAGUGCUGGCACGCUGUGCCCUCACAGCGCCCCACCUUCAAGCAGCUUGUGGAGGGGCUGGACAAGAUCCUGGCAGCUGUUUCAGAGGAGUACCUGGACCUCUCCAUGCCCUUCGAGCAAUACUCGCCCUCCUGUGAGGACACUGCCAGCUCCUGCUCCUCUGAUGACUCCGUCUUCACCCAUGACCCACUGCCGCUGGCUCCCCACCUCUUCUCCUACCCCAGCGUGAGGACUUAAGGGAGGGCAGGGAAGGGUGAUGCUGAAGCCACCUCUGCCCUUGCAGGGAGAGGGUCCAGGUUCCCAAAAGUCCCUGCUUUGUCCAGGCUGAGCAGUGGGUGGGCAGGGCCCUGAGCCCAGGACAGGGUGUCCCUCUCUCUGGGCUCCUUUUGGGCACUGAGCCAUCAGCCCUGGCUGAGAUCUGCCUGGUAUUGUGGGACAGCAGGAGCUAGAACCUCUCCAUGUGGGCACUGCCUGGGAUGCCCAUGGCAUUGCCCAGGGAGAUGGGCUUUGGCCAGCACUUCAGUGGAAGUGUCUCUGGGCAAGGGCCCCACUGUGCCAGGCUCCUGCUGCAUCUGUACAUAGCCACAGAGAUGAAUAUUUAUGUACGUGAAAUUUCAACCUGAUAAAUUAUUUUUUUGGAGUA
Vidua chalybeata is the source of this 4785-nucleotide messenger RNA. It is a transcript of the gene FGFR4, whose product is annotated as fibroblast growth factor receptor 4. The transcript is spliced from 18 exons. The record is from RefSeq and is a predicted model, not a curated record. Gene Ontology annotation, molecular function: fibroblast growth factor binding; fibroblast growth factor receptor activity; ATP binding. NCBI's taxonomy places the organism in Eukaryota, Metazoa, Chordata, Aves, Passeriformes, Viduidae. The coding region runs from base 1977 to 4379 and encodes 800 amino acids. Gene Ontology annotation, biological process: positive regulation of cell population proliferation; regulation of bile acid biosynthetic process; multicellular organism development. Gene Ontology annotation, cellular component: signaling receptor complex; membrane.